AUGGCAGAGUAUUUUGCCUCCACUUAUUUGAAGAUUCACUACUACAAAAAGGAAAAAGACGACGGGAAUUCACCGUCGUGUAUUCGGUUUUCAAACCGUCGUGAAAUCGACCAACAUCUAUUUGGGUGUCAAACUACGACGGCUUUUCACUGUCGUUGUUUAUCUGGAACGACGACGGUUUUUAAAGAAAAUCGUCGUUAUUUAGAGGUAAAGAUCGUUAAUUAUAGGAGAAAAUACGACUAUUUCUAA
This is a messenger RNA of Prunus armeniaca (apricot), 249 nucleotides long. The record is from the annotation of a GenBank genome assembly. NCBI's taxonomy places the organism in Eukaryota, Viridiplantae, Streptophyta, Magnoliopsida, Rosales, Rosaceae.